GUUAAACUGGCUGAAAUAGAACGUGCACGUUCAGAGCUUCAAGAGAAAUGCACAAAACUGCAGCAGGAAACAGAAAAUAUAACCAAUCAGUUGGAAGAGGCUGAAUUGAAAGCAUCUGCUGCUGUGAAAUCUGCCAGUAAUAUGGAAUCCCAGUUGACAGAAGCGCAGCAAUUACUCGAGGAAGAGACACGCCAGAAGUUAUCACUGAGCUCAAAACUAAGACAGCUUGAAUCGGAAAAGGAGGCCUUGCAGGAGCAACUUGAAGAAGAUGAAGAGGCGAAACGGAACUAUGAGCGUAAAUUGGCCGAAGUAACAGCACAAAUGCAAGAUAUUAAAAAGAAAGCAGAAGAAGAUGCAGAUCUUGCUAAAGAAUUGGAGGAGGGCAAGAAGCGCUUGAAUAAAGAGAUAGAAGCUUUGGAAAGGCAAGUAAAGGAGUUAACAGCGCAAAAUGAUCGUUUAGAUAAGAGUAAGAAGAAGAUACAAUCGGAACUUGAGGACACGACUAUUGAGUUGGAAGCACAACGUACAAAGGUGCUUGAUUUAGAAAAGAAGCAAAAGAAUUUCGAUAAAAUUCUUGCUGAGGAGAAAGCCAUAUCUGAGCAGAUAGCUCAAGAGCGCGACACUGCGGAGCGGGAAGCCCGUGAAAAGGAGACCAAGGUGCUUUCACUAACACGCGAAUUAGAUGAAGCUUACGAUAAAAUUGAAGACCUUGAGAACAAAAGAAAAGUGUUGCAAAACGAACUUGAUGAUUUGGCCAACACACAAGGCACUGCCGAUAAGAAUGUUCACGAGUUGGAAAAGGCAAAGCGUGCACUGGAGUCGCAGCUGGCUGAACUGAAGGCUCAAAACGAGGAACUCGAAGAUGAUUUGCAGUUGACGGAAGAUGCCAAGCUGCGCCUGGAAGUGAACAUGCAGGCGCUGCGGUCGCAAUUCGAACGUGAUUUACAAGCGAAAGAAGAGCAGGCGGAAGAAAAACGCCGUGGUCUUGUUAAGCAGUUAAGGGACCUGGAGGCUGAGUUAGAUGAGGAACGCAAGCAACGCACUGCAGCUGUGGCAGCGAAGAAGAAGCUCGAAGGGGAUCUAAAAGAAAUUGAAACAACCAUGGAAAUGCAUAACAAAGUGAAAGAAGACGCUUUGAAGCAUGCGAAAAAACUGCAAGCUCAGGUUAAAGACGCUUUGCGUGAUGCUGAAGAAGCUAAAGCUGCGAAAGAAGAAUUACAGGCUGCAAGCAAAGAAGCUGAGCGCAAGGUGAAAGCCUUAGAAGCUGAAGUGAUGCAGUUAACCGAAGAUUUAGCCAGUUCCGAAAGAGCUCGCCGUUCUGCAGAAACAGAGCGUGAUGAACUUGCAGAAGAAAUUUCCAAUAAUGCCAGUAAGGGUUCUCUUAUGAUCGAUGAGAAGCGACGAUUAGAAGCGAGAAUCGCCACAUUAGAAGAAGAGCUGGAAGAGGAGCAAUCGAAUUCAGAAGUGCUAUUAGACCGUAGUCGCAAGGCGCAAUUAUCCAUAGAGCAACUCUCGACCGAAUUAGCCAAUGAAAAAUCGAAUUCGCAAAAGAACGAAAAUACACGUGCACUACUUGAGCGACAAAAUAAAGAGCUCAAAGCCAAACUAACUGAGAUUGAGACGGCACAGCGCACUAAAGUGAAGGCUACAAUUGCAACUCUAGAAGCCAAGAUAUCUAAUCUAGAAGAACAGUUAGAAAAUGAAGGCAAAGAACGGUUGUUGCAGCAGAAAGCUAACCGCAAAAUGGAUAAAAAGGUAAAGGAACUUACGAUGAAUAUCGAAGAUGAACGUCGCCACGCUGACCAAUACAAGGAGCAAAUCGACAAGCUUAAUAGCCGUAUGAAAUUACUUAAACGAAAUCUUGACGAAACCGAAGAAGAGUUGCAGAAGGAAAAAACUCAAAAACGCAAAUACCAACGUGAGUGUGAAGACAUGAUUGAGAGCCAAGAAGCAAUGAACCGCGAGAUCAACUCCUUGAAAACUAAGUUAAGGCGAACUGGUGGGGGUAUGGGUCUGAGUUCGAGUCGCUUGACUGGCACGCCAUCGUCGUCGAAGCGAAUCGAUGAUAAUUCUUCGGUGCAAGAUGAAUCCUUAGACGGCGAAGAUUCCGGCAAUUAACAUAUUAAUUAAAGCUAAAUUUUUAAUUGAAUGAAUAUACGAAACAUAUUUUAAUUUCGCUUAUUACUUACAAAAUCAAACACUCCAUUUCUCUGCCGACAAUUAUUUUGUUAGCAGCAACUAAAUUAUCAAGCUAUAGAAAAACAGCACUUCACCCAUACAACAUUUAAAAAAUACGCGAAAAAGUAUCGAAAAUACCGUAUUGAUUAUCAAUUAAAAACAUUUGUAUACUUUUUAUAUGUCCACGUGACUUUUAUACAUACAUUCUCCACUUAAGCAUAGAGGUAUGUAUAAUGCAUGCCCGUAUAUAUAAAUUCAAAACGUACCAAACAAAUGCAUAGCCGAUUUACCAAAUUUAUACCAUAAUUUAGGUGAGCCCAUAGACGAGUAUUUGAGUAUUUACGGAAAAUUGCAUUUAUACAAUUAAGAGAAAAAUAAAAUUAUAAAAAUAUACAGGGUAAAACGGAAUAUUUAUUGGCACGUUAUGUAUACACUAAACUUUACAGUGUGUAUUCGUUAUACAGGUUGCAAUUUUUCCGAGUACUUCCGUUGUUUCCUUGUAAUUAUUAUUAUUAGAAGCAGAGUGAUUAGAAUAAAGAAUCAGAAUAUUUCAAAUUUUUUUCUAAAUUCGUUAACCAAUGCUUGAUUUUGAUUUAAUUGCAGUGUACAGUGUAUUUUCUUAUUGAAUAGGAUUUUAUCACCUAAACUUGUUAGAAACCUUUAAAACCUUCUUAAGGAUAUGGCGUGAGACAGGGGCGUAUAUACAUACAUAUGUACCAUGAGUGUACAACAUCUGCUCUGAAAACCAACAAAAUUAAAUUGAGAAAAUACGUACAUACAUACAUAUAUCGGUGUAUAAAAUGAUUUAUUGCACAUUCCCACACCUCAAGUAUUAAAUUUUUUUGAAAGAUACAUGCCGUGCCUUAAUAAAUGCGUUCAAUACUGGUCGUUGGUGUAUGCAGGACAGAUUUGAAUUUUCACAUGAUCACACAAAAAUAUAUCGCCAACAAACUUUAUUUUUAAAGCAAACCGUUGUGCUUAAUUGGGAAAACGAAAUGACAGGGACCCCAAAUAAUGAUUGUUUAUCAGAUAUCAAGAACGAAAAAAAACGUACCUACUGUAAGAGCAAUGAUUCUUUCAUAGGGAACCCUUUUCUACUUUUAUGUGCUAACAUUUUUUGUAGUUUU
Messenger RNA from Rhagoletis zephyria (snowberry fruit fly), 3305 nucleotides. RefSeq names its product myosin heavy chain, non-muscle-like. The record is from RefSeq and is a predicted model, not a curated record. Lineage: Eukaryota; Metazoa; Arthropoda; Insecta; Diptera; Tephritidae. Gene Ontology annotation, cellular component: bicellular tight junction; myosin complex.